AUGGCAGCUCAGUCCAAGAUCCCCAUUCCUCCAGAACGGACACUUCGAACCAUCGUGUCCCGCCUGACCAGCCUCUACGUGUCGAACCGAACGCGCAUAUCACGAGCCAUCUGGAUUACCUUGUUCAUUGCUCUUGCAAACCGCAUUCGCUAUGCCGUAUCCGAACAGAAGGCUGCGUCGGCACGCGAUGCUGCACAGCGGGAAGCGCGGCGUGGCGUCACAUCGUCCACCGACUCGAACGAGAAGGAUGACGGGAAGCCGAGGAAGAAAGUCGAGCUCAACAGGGAGUUCUUUCGCUCGCUUCUCCGAUUGCUGAAGAUUUUGGUACCUGGGUGGCGCUCGCAAGAAGCCAGAUUGAUCACAAGCCAUACUUUCUUCUUGGUGAUGAGGACGCUGAUUAGUGUUCGCGUCGCUGAGAUGGAUGGAGCGAUCGUCAAGGCGCUGGUAAAGGGCCGUGGCAAAGAGUUUCUAAAGCGCAUUGCCUGGUGGAUGAUUAUUGCCGUGCCGGCGACAUUCACGAAUUCCAUGCUUUCGUAUCAUCAGGCGGAGCUCUCGCUCAAAUACAGGACGCGCCUCACCCAACAUAUCCACGACAAAUAUCUUUCGCAACUCACUUUCUACGGGAUUUCGGCGUUGGACGACCGAAUAAAGAACCCCGAUCAGCUGAUUGCAGUAGACGUUUCCAAGUUUUCCAACAGUCUGGCAGAGCUUUACAGCAACCUGGCCAAGCCAUUCCUCGACAUGACUAUUUACACAUACUCCUUGUCCAAGAGCGUGGGAGGAGAGGGUGUCAUCUUCAUGACGCUGCUCGUACAGCUGUCUGCUAAUGUCAUGCGGGCACUUACACCCCCAUUCGGCAAAUACGUGGCCGACGAGGCUAGACUCGAAGGCGAGUUCCGAUUCCAGCACUCGCGUCUGAUCGACCACAGCGAGGAAGUCGCGCUGUACGGUGGGCACAUGGCCGAGAAGGACACGCUUGACAAGGGCUACUUCACACUGAUCAAGCAUGUCAAUUACAUUCUUCGACGACGGUUUUACCAUGGAUUCAUGGAGGACUUUGUCAUCAAGUACUUCUGGGGCGCGCUUGGCCUGCUCCUCUGCAGUGUCCCGGUGUUUGUCAAGAUCCCAGGGCAGGUGGCGAUGAAUAUGGGCGAUCGCACCGAAUCGUUCGUCACGAACAGACGCAUGCUGCUGUCGGCAUCGGAUGCCUUUGGCAGAGUCAUGUUCUCCUACCGCGAGAUUAUGGAGCUGGCCGGCUACACGUCGCGAGUCGCCUCCCUGUUGGACGUCAUGGACGACAUUCAAUCUGGCCACUUUGAGAAGAAGUUGGUCUCGGCCUCCAGCGUCGAAGGGAACGAAGCCGUGUUGAAAGGUCGCGGUACUGUUCACGAGAGCAGCGACAUUACUUUUAUUGAUGUACCCAUCAUUUCGCCAAACGGCGACGUUCUCGUGAAAGCACUGUCCUUCUCUCUCAAAGACGGCGACCAUCUUCUCAUAGUUGGACCCAACGGCUGCGGCAAGUCAUCGCUAUUCCGUAUUCUUGGUGGUCUGUGGCCAGUCUACGGCGGAACGGUGUACAAGCCACCUUUCAGUGCGAUCUUCUACAUUCCCCAGCGCCCCUAUCUAUCGCGGGGAUCUUUGCGUCAGCAAAUCAUAUACCCGGACUCGCUGCGCCAGAUGCGCUCUCGUGGUGUUACCGAUGCUGACCUGCUAUCCAUGCUGAAGCUUCUCGGUCUGGAACAUCUCGUGGAGCUGUACGAUGAGGGCUGGGAUGCCGAGGCUGAGUGGCGGGACGUUCUCUCCGGUGGUCUCCAGCAACGCGUUGCCAUGGCUCGUCUGUUCUACCACCGCCCGCGCUAUGCGAUUCUUGACGAGUGCACCAGCAGUGUCACCCUGGACACCGAGAAGGCCAUGUACGACAACGCCAAGGCAUUGGGGAUUACUCUGAUGACGGUCAGCCACCGCCGCAGUCUUUGGAAGUAUCACACACACAUUCUGCAAUUCGACGGUCAGGGCAAUUACGUGUUUACCAAGUUGGACGCUGACAAGCGACUUCAACUCGAGGAUGAGAGGGAAGAUUUAGAGGUCAAGUUGAGACAAGUGCCCGAGCUAGAGAGGCGGAUGGCUGAAUUGGAGGAAGCCCGAGCUGUAGAAGUCGCCUGA
This is a messenger RNA of Emericellopsis cladophorae, 2163 nucleotides long. RefSeq names its product ATP-binding cassette sub-family D member-like protein. Gene Ontology annotation, molecular function: ABC-type transporter activity; long-chain fatty acid transmembrane transporter activity; ATP hydrolysis activity. Lineage: Eukaryota; Fungi; Ascomycota; Sordariomycetes; Hypocreales; Bionectriaceae. The coding region runs from base 1 to 2163 and encodes 720 amino acids. Gene Ontology annotation, biological process: fatty acid beta-oxidation; long-chain fatty acid import into peroxisome; peroxisome organization. Gene Ontology annotation, cellular component: peroxisomal membrane. The transcript has 4 exons. The record is from RefSeq and is a predicted model, not a curated record.